CAUCCACCUUUACCACUAUCCUCUUCCCUUUCUUCUCUCCGUGCUCGGCAGCGAACGCGGAAGCCGUCUCUCUUCAAAAACCAGUUAUCUCCAUCGAGGGCCGUCAUCAUGUCCCGAAAACCAGCCGAUGUGGCGUCGAAGGAGCGCAACGAGUACAUUCCUUCCUUCAUCUCGAAGAAGCCGUUCUAUGUCGAUGAUGACGAUACGACCAACGACUACCUUGAGCAUCAGCGCUUACAGAAGUCGACGCCGGACCAGUCUAAAUGGUAUGAUCGUGGAAAGCGCGCGGGUCCAGCUGCCACCAAAUACCGCAAAGGCGCCUGCGAGAAUUGCGGCGCCAUGACCCACAAAACGAAAGAGUGUCUAAGUCGACCGCGGAAGCAAGGCGCCAAGUGGACUGGUAAAGAUAUCCAGGCCGACGAAGUCAUACAGGAUGUGAAUCUGGGUUGGGACGCCAAAAGAGACCGAUGGAAUGGCUAUGACGCCAGCGAAUAUCGCCAGGUGGUUCAGGAGUAUGAGGAGCUGGAGAAAUUGAAGAAGCUCGCCAAGGGAGGGGAGAAGGGUCGCGACGAACUCGCGGACGGCGAGCUUGACGAUGAGGACGCUCCGGAAGAGGAAGCCCGUUAUGCGGAGGAAUCUGAUAUGGGCCGACAACAAAGCACCGCGACCCGCAACCUACGCAUCCGCGAAGAUACUGCCAAAUAUCUGCUGAAUCUUGAUCUGGAUUCUGCAAAAUAUGAUCCGAAGACGCGGCGCAUGGUUGACAUGGGUGCUCAAGACGAUCAGGCCGCGGCUUUGGUUGCUGAAGAGAACUUUGUGCGGGCCUCCGGAGAUGCUGCGGAAUUCGAGAAGGCACAGCGGUAUGCUUGGGAGUCUCAGGAGAAGGGAACACAGAAGAUCCAUUUACAGGCAAAUCCGACAGCCGGCGAGAUCAUGCGUAAGCAAGCAGAGGCCGAGACGGUGGCUAAGCGUGAAGCUCAGCGCAAGGCUUUGUUGGAGAAGUAUGGUGGCCAAGAACACCUCAAUCCUACCCCGCUACGGAGAACAAUGGUCGUCGAGAACGAAAGAUUCAUCGAGUACGACGAGACUGGCGCCAUCAAGGGCGCACCCAAAAAAGCAGCAAAGUCCAAGUACGCCGAAGAUAUCCUGAACAACAACCAUACUUCGGUGUGGGGAAGUUGGUGGCACAACUUCGAAUGGGGAUAUGCCUGCUGUUUCUCUACAGUCAAGAACAGUUAUUGCACAGGUGAAGACGGCAAGCGCGCUUUCCGAGAGGCUGACCAGGUCUUGAUGCUUCCAGAAGGAGAGGACGAAGAUACAGUUGAGCAGUCCGGCGAUGUUGAGAACAAUCAAGCCUCGCCAGAACCCUCCGGCAUGGAGAAGUCGAAAGAAGCAACCAACGCGAACACGAAGAAGAGAACCUUAAUAGAAGUUCAAUCAGGUAUCACCGAGGAGGAGCUCGACUCCUACAAACGAAGCCGGCUUGCUGCGGACGAUCCAAUGGCUGCUUUCGUCGGGAAAGAUGAUUUGGUUUAAGUGCGCUCUGACAACUCGUUUUGCCCCAUAUCUAUUCUGCGGCAAUGAGGCGCGAUGCAUAUAGAUACCCUUAGUCAAAAUUGUGCAUAUCAGCAGAUAUUAGUCAUACCAUACUUGAUUCAUUCGCCGCCUCCGUCCAAUCCGAAGAGGG
Molecule: messenger RNA, 1687 nt
Organism: Aspergillus saccharolyticus JOP 1030-1
Lineage: Eukaryota; Fungi; Ascomycota; Eurotiomycetes; Eurotiales; Aspergillaceae
Gene: slu7
Product: mRNA splicing protein SLU7
Exons: 1
Biological process (GO): mRNA splicing, via spliceosome
Cellular component (GO): spliceosomal complex
Molecular function (GO): pre-mRNA 3'-splice site binding
Source: RefSeq, a predicted model, not a curated record